AUGUCGGCUGAAGUCUCUCAUGGUCGCGGUGGUGCUGGCAACUUCAAGCCUGACGAUACAGAGUACGUCGAUGGAGAAGUCGUUCGUACUGGCGUUGUUGGAAGCCACGGUGAUGGCGCAUACAGUGCAGGACGUGGAGGUGCUGGAAACAUUGGCGAUAUAGGCACACCUACCACCGAGCGAAAGGAUCAAGACAUCAUCCCCGAGAUUGCGAUCCGGCCGAGCCAGGACGGCCGAGACUUCCACACUGGCCGCGGAGGUGCUGGCAAUGCUCAAGUUGGUACUCCGGAGCGAAAGUCUGAGGAGGAAGAGAAGACCACUGCCAAGACCCCCGUUGGUCUGGCUGACAAGCUCAAGUCCAAGCUCUUUGGCCACAAGAAGUAG
Fusarium coffeatum is the source of this 384-nucleotide messenger RNA. RefSeq lists its product as uncharacterized. The transcript has 2 exons. The coding region runs from base 1 to 384 and encodes 127 amino acids. The record is from RefSeq and is a predicted model, not a curated record. NCBI's taxonomy places the organism in Eukaryota, Fungi, Ascomycota, Sordariomycetes, Hypocreales, Nectriaceae.